This is a messenger RNA of Bacidia gigantensis, 7377 nucleotides long. RefSeq lists its product as uncharacterized. Gene Ontology annotation, biological process: transcription initiation at RNA polymerase III promoter; 5S class rRNA transcription by RNA polymerase III. The transcript is spliced from 2 exons. Gene Ontology annotation, cellular component: transcription factor TFIIIC complex. The record is from RefSeq and is a predicted model, not a curated record. Gene Ontology annotation, molecular function: DNA binding. Bases 1 to 7377 code for a protein of 2458 amino acids. Lineage: Eukaryota; Fungi; Ascomycota; Lecanoromycetes; Lecanorales; Ramalinaceae.
AUGGAGAAAAGCUUGGACGGGCUGCUCAGCCAUUUGGUCGAGCAAAUUGCUCUGACAGGGGAAUUUGGCUCUACACCCGCACAAUUUCGAAAAAAUGUCAGAUCAUAUCAUUUGAAAUCGAACGACCAAGACGAUGUCUCGGACGAAGUGAGAUCCACGCCAAACUUAGACGAUCCAUUUCUAGAAUAUAUAUGGAAGCUCUUAACCAACGAUCCAGAAAUUCAAGUUGGCGACCAUGGUCAGUAUUCAAAUUUAUCUUUGGCGGAGGCGGAAGCCUCGUAUCAUCACCAACGCGCAACAAAACCAAGCGUUCGUUCAGUCGAGCCAAGCGCGCCGACAGAAGGUCGCCCUUCUGAGCCUGAUCUCAACGAAGUGACCGACCCCCAUCCUGUUCCUGACGUGGGUUCCACACCGCAGCUGACUGAGCCCACCCGGCUCACACACGAUGAAGGAACGUCGCUACCAAGGGAAACAAAUGAACUUGAUGUACCAAGUCAUACUGGCGACGACUUUGAGCAACCCGAGAGAAAUGCUGAGCAGCAAGGUAUCAGGAUUUUCGCAAGCGAAAAGUGCAUGUGGUAUGCGCUCACAGGUCAUGAACCUGACCCUGCGCGAAUUAAAGCUUUUGACUUUGUUCUCCUAUCGAUCAUUGCGUCUUGUGGCUCUCAGGGUAUCCUUCAAUUUGAUCUCGUGCGAGUAAGCGGCCAGGAUAAGCGGUCUGUGCCAAAUCGAACGGAUCGACUGCACGAGCAAGGUCACAUAGUUAAGAAAUCUAUUACAACCCUCACCCAUGCCAGGAAAGAGGUUUCGAAGAUUGUGUCAAGUCAUUGCGUCCUCGCACGCUUUGCCGAGGAACCACAAUAUCAGGCAGAAUUUCAGAGAUUAAUAGACGAGGCCAAGCGAAAGCCCAUGAAAAAAUUGAGAAAACCAAAGACCAUCGAAAACCCGGAAGUUGUCUCUGAAGAAAUACUUGCACAGGAAGCAAUAGCGAAUAAUCUAGAGCUCCCAGAAUCCUCGAAAAUUACAGCACUAUGGAUACCAGACCGUCCUAUAUGCAAACAGAUAUACGACGUGGUCGAUCGGGCGGGGAGUAAAGGAGCAACUCUCUUUGAGAUACGAAACGCUUUGUGGGGCGAUCACUACAAGAAACCUUCGGAAAACAUCCUGAAUCGACUUGUGAAUGCUUGGCAGAUAUCUCAACCAUUACAUCUUCGUCAUCUGGCUGUUGUGAGAGAUACGGUUCUACAAUCAAAAAGCCCAAUUUUUGUACACUUUACCUUCCCACAUUACGAAGAGUUGGUGAAGCUUGGUCGGAAGUCUUGGAAAGCUGUCACGACCCUAUCAUAUGAUACAGUGCUAGGCGGCGUCUCUGCUUCUUUGGAAGAAGUACCGGAGCUUGACGACCAUGGUUUUGCUAAGAUAGACACAAAAUUGUUCGAAAAAGAUGGGUUUGCAACACUCGCUGAAUGUGCAAGGAGUCCUGGAAGGCCAAUUGGCGGUUUGGCACGAAAAGUUUCAUCCCAGCGGGCCAUCGAUAAUGAGUUGUUAAUGGAAAGCGAGACCAGGCCUGGGCUCGAUAAGGCUCCUCGACCCUCACCGCGGAAACGCCGACGGUCCAAGUCUAGCCCGAAUGAAAUUUCGGAGUCGAGACAACACGGUACCCAUGUCUCCGAAAUCAUGAAGCUGCAUGAAUCACCUCUAGAAAAGUCUUCAAUUCAGCGAUCAACAGCUGCAGGCAAAAAGAAAGGACGACCUCGUAAACAUCAAAAUCUCGAAGGCGCUGAGGACUUCGACAAGAUGGACGAUGACGAACUGAGGGAAUUUCAGAGAUCUCGAUCAGCGGCCGAAAGAUAUCAGAAGUCUAAAAUGGACGACGAGAUUGAGAGGCGAAUUUCUCUUGGUCAAGAUUCUAAUUCUGCGGCAAUUGGAAUCCUGCAAGAGACAGAUGAUUUGAUUCAAAGAGGAAAGCAGGAUCCGGUGUUUCCAAAAGUCAGAUCUCAGAUACUUCAUGCACACGCUGGGGGCCCCUUGCCGCAACCCACCAAAUUAGACCUCGAAAUUCAGAAUCGGGCUUCAACCGGCAAGCCGAGAAACGCAGAUAGACUACGUGGACCACGUAGAAGGCCUCGAAGGAAACCUUACUGGCCAUCAAUAGCAGCUCAUACGCACCACAUUGUUGGGUACCCUCCUUUACUACAGUCGACUGAGUUCAGACCUGUCAAUACCGCAUUUCCGGCUGUUGAUGCUCGAACGCGAAAGCGCAAGAUCACAAUCCCAGAAGAACUUCUUCCAGCAAAGAAAAAGAAAGGACCAUAUCAAAAACAGAAGCCUUCUGGGCUGGAAUUUGAGUAUCUCCCUUCAAUAGCUGCUCACUCAGGUUCCUUUCUGCCCUCUACAAGAAAAGACAUUGAAGUUGAAAUACUUCCAAGGCCGAAGAAGCCGAAAAUCUCUCACUCUCCAUUUUCAAAGAUGACACAGCAACACGCAAGCGAGAGGGUCGGGAUGUCAAUAAAAGCCGUGCAGACCAGCUCCUUGCUUCCACAACCAGGCAAAUUCUUUACAGUUGAAGAAGCAAUCGAACGAAGAUAUGAGGAGCAAGUGAAGGAUCUAGACAAGUCCCAUGAGUUUAUUCACGUAGCAAAGACGAUUUCUUACAAACGACGAUCCGAUGAGCUCCAAAGUAUCCCUGGAAAGCGAUUUAAAUUGGUGAUUUUCAGACUCAAAGCGCUGAGAUCUUCCGACUGGAUGACCACACUAUCUACGACCACGCAGGCAGUGCUCUCCCAGACUGGGGCCGUCCAUAUCCAAAGACAUCAAGUUCAUGCUAAUAGAUUGACGGCCUCCGACUCAGUCAUGGAGAAUGUGCAAGCUGUCAAUACAAUGUCAGCAGUUGUCAGCCCAAUACUACCACCUGAGGCUCAAACGCCGGCCAGACAAGUUGACCUUUCUACCGAACUUCCAGCCUUCGCAGCUUCGCAGAUUGCAAGAAGCUUGACGGAACCUAGCUCUGGAGCCCCGCUAGGAAGGGGUUUGACUCUAUCUAACGCUUUGCCACCAACAAAUCACCUUGUUACCCCUCAAAGUGCAUCAAGCGAAAUAUUUCGGGGCAGAAAUCAAAAGCGCAAACGAAAGCAAAGUCCCAAACCAAGUUGGCCCCGCAAACUUCAGAAAGCCAACGAGGCGGCCUCAAACGUACCUUCUAACUCUACAAGCACCACAGUGGACUCAUUUUCUACAGCUAGAUCGCCAGAAGAGAAACGUAAAAGUGACUGCAGUAGUUCUCAAGCACUUGCUUCACCAAAGUCACGACCAGAUAACACCCCAACUUCCCCAACGGGCGGCCAUCGUGGAAGCGUUCCUGCAACCGUGACCUCACAGCCACCUUUUCGAAGGCAAGCGCUGGACUUUUCAAGAGCAGAUUAUCCUACUGCUGGCACUUCGUAUCCAAGAUCCAGUGCUAGAGAGAAAGUGACUCUGUGGGUAGUGUUGAGAGUCCCUAGUGAGCGCUUGCGGCCAUUCUUGAAUCAAAAUCGAACAUUCACAGUGAAAGCCUCAGAAAGUCAACGGCAAGCACCAAUGUCGUCUACAACACAGGUGUUAGACUCUUCAGAGGCUCCAUCCAAGGCAUCCCCAAAUCCAUCUGCUCCUCGGAAGAGACAUUAUACGAAUCCCCACGAGACAAUGAUAGCGAUCGGCAAAGUACGACGGACAGGUGGCACAACCGCUUUGAUAAGAAAGGAUAUUAUCUUAGAAUUAGUGAAAGAAUGCGGUGGUGUGGCCCCGGGCUACAAAGAUAUGGCACUUCCUUUUGCCAUGGAAUGGACGCGGAGAGGAAAUCCUGGCCAGCCGGAGACGGAAACCGUGCGGACUGCGGUCAAUGCUUUGUGCAGUGCUGGUAAACUUCGACAGAUAACGUUCGCAUAUAAGACACCUGAGGGGCUGCCUCGGAAGAGGACUAUGAUCAUAUCCUCAGAUGUCAAUUACCAAGAUCCAAGGAUUCGGGAAAUGCAAGAUAAUUUGGCAAAGAGCGGUCAAAAAUCAUUCUUACCCAAGGAGUGGUUACAAGUAGAUGCAAGAAAUACUGAUGUGGUACAGCCUUUCAGGGAGGAGCCAAAACACACAAACUUAUAUCAUCGCUUCAAUUAUCAUCAACAACGAUUACAACAAAAUGAGCAAGCAGAGGAGGAGAGGAACGAGAAGAGGGAACGUUUAGCCAAACUCAGAACUCUACUUGAACGCAACAAUGCCAGGGUCAUGAUACCAGAUGUCUCCAUCCCCUACGGUAAAAGGCGAAUGCCUAAGCAUUGGAACCACCGAUUUGCCAUGUUCUUGGGGGAGCAGCUUGGGUCGGGCAACUUGCGUCGUCGUAGGAAAGAGCAGCGGGAGGGCUAUUUUGCCGAUCCUGUGUUCCAAGACCCAGACGCAAACACCUGGCAUACAAUACCAGCUGUUCAUGUAUCUACGCUUCCUUUUAAAUCAAAUGCAACGCCGACUUUAAGUCGGCGGAUUGGACGACCACGGCAGUCAGACCGAAUGCAGCCUAUUUCUCGACGGCUACCUAAACUUUUGAGUCAACGUCAAGCCGCAUCGCCUGAGCCAUCUGAACUUUCAGAAAAUCAUACCGAGGAUGAGGAGAUCGUUCCAAGUAGCAGUGACAGCAGUAGCGACGAUUCCCACGAUAUUGUCACCGUUAGACCAAAGCCAGCUCCAAAGUUGGUAAAACCAGACCUAGCUGCAAGACCAGCACCAUUGCGACGCAUCAUCAAAUCUAGAGCCGCGAGACGUCCUGAUUGUCAUAUCGUGCCAUCAUACAUGAGACCAAGACAGCCUUACCAAAAGCAAAGCGGGACCUUCGGGACCUCCUUCAAUGGUUACAUUAGGGUCGUUGCAUUACGUUCACCUGAGAAGUCGAUUCAAGGCGUGCAGGGGUCCAUUUUGAAACCUCGACGCAAGCUUACCGUUAUGAACUCCUUCAUGCUUUCUCGACAAACUUUUCAUGCAACCAGCGGAACUUUUGGUACGCCCUUCGAGGGCUUCGGAUCUGAGAUCAAGCAGCCAACAUCUAUGAAGAGGAUCAUACGCCGUCCUCAAAAUGCUUUCAGGCCGUCUUCUCGGGAGCUGGUACCUUCAGCUUGGUUCAUGCGGCCUGCACAGCAAUUUCAUGGACCGAGUGGCACAUUCGGCACAAUCUUUGGUAUUUUUCUUAUCUUGUCAGCAAAGCGCCCUCGCGGUGUUGUGCCAUCUUCUAGGGCGAAGACAAGGGAGACGGAACCGAGAUUCAAAUUGACUUGGCCCGAAAACAGCUCCGAUCAGGUACAUAGUGGGGCGAAUAGAACUCUUGAAAGCCCUUGGGCUAGCUUCACCAACAGAAACGGUUCAUCUGAAUCAACGCCAAUGCUGGCCACUUUGGCGCCAAAACCAUGGCCUGGUGUACAUGUCAAUACUGUCUGGGAUCCUUCGAUCGGCCUCAGCUCAUAUUCAACUGAGUUUACCGACGAGGUGCUGCUAGCAUCGAGCUUCCAAGACGAAAUAAAGGAGUCGCUGAAGUGGGAGCUUGAUCAGCCUAGUCUCCUCGACUUGACGUUUCCAAGUGGUAUCUUCAUCAAUCACACGUUCCCUCACGACCACGAGAUCAUAGACGCAGGUCCUGUGAAUAUUGACUACGGCAACAUGUACACUGUAAAGGAGAACGGACGACUAUCAGCGAAGCCAGUGUCGUCUUUCACUAGAGAACAAUUUGAGCCCUCCUUUGACGCGCUUGCGGUUGUGAAGCCUGCGAAGGGGAAUGGACGUCAAGUCACCUUUGCUCUAGAGGAUUCUGAUAGUGCUGAAAGUGAAAUGGAAUACUUGGAUCACGCGACUCCUAAUCUGCGAGUCCAUGCAGGCCGAAGAAAAGGUCCACUAUCACGACGCUCCAUUAGUGCGGCUGAUCAACAUAGAUUAGUCACAGCAGUGACCGUGGUCCGCUGUCUGACUGGAGGAUUGGAGAAACGCGUCAAUUGGUCUCUGGUCGCCAAGGUUUUUGAGGACGAGAUGGACGAAGAAUUCAUUGUUGCCAGGUGGAACAAGACCCGAGAGAACGCAAAGGCUGAUAUGGCCAAAAUAGAGACAGCAUUCCAGGACAUAUUUGCUCAAGGCUACGAGGAGGACACUGUUCCUGCAAUCGAUUACAACGACCUUAAUUCAUAUCCAUGGAAAUGGCUGGUCCAGUGGGUCAUCGACAAUAGCGACCUUUCUGCGAGUCUAGUGGAAGUACCAGACCUUCCAUUGGAUCGAUACAUCUUAUCAAACGAGUAUACUCUCGAGGAGGUGCCCAGCGAUGACUUCAAUAAGUAUUACGAGCUUGAUAGUACAGUGGCGACCAGCCACCGUCAGCGAGUCCUUUCUCAGCGAGCCUGGACCAUUCCGAUCGACCACGACAACAAUUGCUACUCUUCCGACCCGGUAGAUGACGAAGAAAGCCUCGCAAUCGCAAAAUCCUGGAUCCGUGCCAACGUGGUCACGCCCCCAGAAACAUACAGCGCGGACGCCGCCCACGCAAAACUAAGUCAGAUCCCCAAACCUACAAUUGAAGCCGCCCUCAGCGACCUGCUUACCUCCAAAAUCAUCACCACCACCCCUUCCAAGUCUCUCCGCUGCUACACCCUCAACGAAUCUAUCCUCUCCCGUCUCGAAAAGACUAUCAAAGUCUCCGACCUCCAGCGUGCCACCUCCUUCAAAUCCUACCUCGACCUCGCCCUCGAGAACCACGGCUCCCUCAUCUGGUCCCGACACGCGCAGAACGGUGACAUGAUUGUCGUGAUGAAUUUGCUGGCGGCGGGGCGAGUCACGUUGAAGACCGAGAACGUGCCAGCGAAUGAGUGGGGGCAUACGGAUGGUGGGUAUAAGACUAGGCAGAUGGAUAGGAUGCGGUUGUUCUGUGAUGCGCUUGUCUUGCCAACGGAGAGGUAUGAGAUGGGACUUCCGCUGCUGCCUCUGCCUGACGCGCCUGGUCAGGUGUGCGAAGAGGGCGAUAGUGCGGAUGGGGGAGAUUGGGGGAGGCAAAAAUUGCCGCUGUGGAUCGAUAUUCAUGGUCAUCUCGUCCCGAGGUUGUGGGAAGUCGCGCUCGCGGGUGUGUUGUGUAUUGUGGUGACGCGACCAGGGAUUGGUGUCAAAGAAGUAGGGCAGACGCUGAAGGGAAGUCUGGAGGUCUGGGAGGUGGAGAUGGUGUUGGAGUGGCUUGUAAGGGCUAGCGCUGUAGGCAGAGGGGAUGGUGUUAUUGGGGCUGGAAGGAGGUAUGUGACGGAGGAGUGGUGGUGGUGCGUUCUUGGUGAUGGUCAAGAAGAAGACGAUGGCGUGGACGCCGUGGUGGAGGAUGGGACAUGGCCGACUGUUUAG